AUGCUUGCCCCAGCUCUGCCCACUCUUGCGGAGCAAUUCAACAUCUCAUCCAACAUAGUGACAUACCUUCUCAUGUCCAUCUUCCUCCUUGCCUACGCCGUCGUGUGCGCAUGGUCCACUACUAAAGAGCAAAUGUUGGCGUUCCGCUUCCUUAGUGGACUCGGAGGUAGCGCUCCCCAAGCACUCGGGGGUGGAGUACUUAGCGAUUGCUGGCAUGCCGAAGAGCGCGGCAUAGCCGUUGCCAUUUACAGUCUCGCUCCGUUCAUCGGCCCCGCAGCCGGGCCCAUCGGUACGUCCCGCCUUCUCAACAAGGAUCACUCCCCCUCCAAAAACCCCAUAGUCUUUGUGCCUAGCUCACUCUCUCCCGAAGCCGCUGGGUAUCUCACACAAUACCUUAACUGGCGGUGGAUCUUCUGGACUGUAUCUAUCGCCGACGCUCUAGUGCAAAUUCUCUGCUUCUUUUUCCUGUCCGAAACCUACGCGCCUACCAUACUGCUGAAGAGGGCAAAGAAGCUCCGCAAAGAAACGGGCAACGUAAAGCUCCAUACGAAAUUUGAGCAGCCGGGGAAUUCAUUUGCUCAGACGCUUAGAAAGAACCUGCAGAGGCCGUUUAUCAUGCUGUUUACACAGCCAGCAUUGCAGGUGACUGCUCUGUACAGAGCGUACCUUUAUGGGUUGAUGUAUCUAGUGCUCGCUUCGUUUCCGCUGGUUUGGAUGCAGCAGUACAACCAACAACCUGGCCCGGCGUCGUUGAAUUACAUAUCUCUGGGUGUUGGGUUCGUCAUUGGCUUGCAAUUCUCGGGGCCACUGAUCGAUAAGGUAUAUGCCGUGCUUUCGGGUAGAAACGACGGCCGAGGUCUCCCCGAAUUCCGCAUCCCCCUCAUGUAUCCAACGGCCUUUAUAACCCCGCUUGGGCUCCUCUUGUAUGGCCUCGCCGCUCACUUCCGUACGCACUGGAUUGUCCCCAACAUCGGCGCCGGCAUCUUCGCCGCGGGUCUUAUCUUGUCUUUCCAAUGCGUGCAGACAUACACGAUCGACACAUACGAGAGGUACACGGCAAGCGCGACUGGAGCAGCUGCCUUUGUGCGGACGAUGGCAGGGUUUAGCUUUCCCCUGUUUGCGCCGGGCUUGUUUGAUAAGUUGGGAAUUGCUGGCGGAAAUGGGUUGCUAGCAGGAAUUGCACUGGGGCUGGGGAUUGUUGUGCCGACAUUGAUGUGGAGAUAUGGUGCUUGGCUAAGGAGCAAGGGAAUGCAGUAUGAUUAG
Scedosporium apiospermum is the source of this 1263-nucleotide messenger RNA. RefSeq names its product Fluconazole resistance protein. NCBI's taxonomy places the organism in Eukaryota, Fungi, Ascomycota, Sordariomycetes, Microascales, Microascaceae. Bases 1 to 1263 code for a protein of 420 amino acids. Gene Ontology annotation, biological process: transmembrane transport. Gene Ontology annotation, molecular function: transmembrane transporter activity. The transcript is spliced from 5 exons. The record is from RefSeq and is a predicted model, not a curated record.